CCGAGUGCAACAGAAGGUUACAAACAAUCGGUUUUUUUCUUUUCUUUUCGAACCGGUGUAUUCUAUCAAGAAAACAUUGUCGGUGCAUCAAUCCGAAGACUUUAGGUUUCUAUUACAUCUUUGGGUUUUGAUUUGGCCACAAGUUUUCAAUUCUACAUGGAAAUAGAAGCAGAAACCAAUUUGAAAGGUCUAUACUUUUUUGCAGAGACAUAAAGACUUGAUUUUUUUUUUAUCUCAAGAGAUUGUUAGCCGAGAGCUUUCAAAUUCCUUUAAUUGGAUCAUGAAGAGAUUUGUUCAGACACGUCUUCUCCAGACAGGAACUCUGUUCUUGUCCGAACGAGCCUCUUCCACUCUCAGUAAAGGGAAGAAAGUCUCUUACAAAGAGAGGUUGAGAAGUGGGGUUGUUGAUAUCAAGAAAGAAGAUGCUGUUGAGCUUUUCCAGUCAAUGAUCGUGUCUCGUCCUCUUCCCACUAUCAUACAUUUCAGUAGAUUGUUUAGUGCUCUUGCCAAGACAAGACAGUACGAUCUCGUGUUGUCCCUCUGCAAGCAGAUGGAGUUGCAGGGUGGCACUGUGCAUAACAACUACACUCUUAACAUAAUGAUCAACUGCUUCUGCCGUCGCCGGAAGCUCGGUUUUGCGUUUUCCGCUAUGGCCAAGAUGUUGAAGCUUGGGUAUGAGCCUAGCACAGUCACGUUCUCGACUUUGGUAAACGGGUUAUGUCUCGAAGGGAGAGUUUCUGAAGCUGUGGCGUUAGUUGAUAGGAUGGUGGAACCAAACCUGGUGACACUCAACACUCUUGUCAAUGGACUUUGUCUGAAUGGUAAAGUGUCUGAAGCUAUAGCGUUAGUUGAUCGGAUGGUGGGAAAUGGAUGCCAGCCUGAUCAGUUUACCUACGGUCCGAUUUUGAACAGGAUAUGUAAGUCAGGGAACACUUCCUUGGCCUUGGAUCUGCUCAGGAAGAUGGAAGAUAGGAAGGUCAAGCCUGAGGCAGUUACAUACAAUAUGAUUAUCGAUAGUCUUUGCAAAGAUGGGAGCGUUGAAGAUGCGCUUAAUCUCUUCAAUGAAAUGGAAACGAAAGGGAUCAAAGCAAAUGUCAUCACCUACAACACUCUCAUAAGCAACUUCUGUAACGCCGGUAGAUGGGAUGAGGCUGCACAGUUGUUAAGAGAUAUGAUCAGUAGGGGAAUCACUCCCAACGUUAUCACAUUCAGUUCAUUGAUUGAUAUUUUUGUGAAAGAGGGAAAGCAUGUUGAGGCUAAAGAAUUGUACAAUGAGAUGGGCGCAAGAGGUAUAGAUCCUGAUACUAUUACAUAUAAUUCUUUGAUAUAUGGUUUGUGCAUGGAGAAGCGUCUAGAUGAUGCCAACCAGAUGUUGGAUCUGAUGGUUAGCAAAGGAUGCAGUCCUGAUAGUGUGACUUAUAAUAUCAUUAUAAAUGGAUAUUGUAAGGCUAAGCGUGUCGAUGAUGGUCUUAAACUCUUCCGGAAAAUGUCUCUAAGAGAAGUGGUCAGUUAUAACACUCUGGUGCAAGGGUUUUGUCUAUCUGGAAAAAUUGAGGUUGCACAAGAACUUCUCCAGGAGAUGGUUUCUCGAGGUGUUGAUCCUGAUACUGUGACUUGUAACAUUUUGGUAGAUGGGUUAUGUGAGAAUGGUAAACUAGAGAAGGCGUUGGAAAUAUUUGAGGAUCUGCAGAAGAGUGAGAUGGAACUUGAUAUUGGUAUAUAUAAUAUCAUCAUUCACGGGAUGUGCAAUGCAAGGAGAGUCGAUGAUGCUUGGGAUCUAUUCUCUAGCCUCCCUCUCAAAGGAGUGAGUCCUGAUGUCAAAACGUAUACCAUAAUGAUUGCAGGACUGUGUAAGAAAGGCUCACUGUCUGAAGCGGAUAUGUUGUUUAAAAAGAUGGGAGAGGAGAAUGGGAUUGUGCCAAAUGGUUGUACAUACAACACAAUAAUCCGAGCUCAUCUAGGAGGUAGUGGUGUAGCCACGUCGGUUGAACUCAUCGAAGAAAUGAAGAGGUAUGGGUUUGCUGCAGAUGUUUCCACUAUGAAGAUGGUUAUGGAUAUGUUAUCAGAUGGUAGAUUGAACAAAAACUUUUUGGGUAUGCUUUCUUGAGGUUCUGAUCUUAUCUAAGAGGAAAGACUUCCUUAGUGUUUUUGAGGUAGUUGGGCUAAAUUAGUUGAAGCCAACUUUGUUUUUUUCCACACAUGCAAACAGAGCUUACUGUAUUCUCUUUCACAUGGCUUUCAUAUGUUAUUGUACCAUCUCUUCUGAUAGAUCAUAAGAGAUGCAACAUGGAAAGAUGGAAAACAUAUUCACAAGUCACAACUGUAUUAA
Brassica oleracea var. oleracea is the source of this 2329-nucleotide messenger RNA. RefSeq names its product pentatricopeptide repeat-containing protein At1g12620-like. Gene Ontology annotation, molecular function: protein binding. The transcript is spliced from 2 exons. Lineage: Eukaryota; Viridiplantae; Streptophyta; Magnoliopsida; Brassicales; Brassicaceae. The record is from RefSeq and is a predicted model, not a curated record. Bases 281 to 2107 code for a protein of 608 amino acids.